Molecule: messenger RNA, 5368 nt
Organism: Ooceraea biroi (clonal raider ant)
Lineage: Eukaryota; Metazoa; Arthropoda; Insecta; Hymenoptera; Formicidae
Product: NPC intracellular cholesterol transporter 1 homolog 1b
Biological process (GO): intestinal cholesterol absorption; sterol transport; cholesterol homeostasis
Cellular component (GO): plasma membrane
Molecular function (GO): cholesterol binding; lipid carrier activity
Source: RefSeq, a predicted model, not a curated record
AUCAAAUUUAAAAAAUUUAAUUUACCAAUCGGUUGAUUUGAAAAUAUAAAGUGCAUUAUAAGUGACCGAUUAGAGAAUGCUGCUGGAGAUAAUUAAAUUUCAUGCGAGAAAUAUAUCAUAGCUAAAAAUAAAAGGGGAUAGCGUAUCAGAGAUUUCCUAUCUAGAUUCUAAUAUUGUAUGUUUCUUUUUCUAAAAUAUAAUUCAACAAAGUCUGCGUGAUACGUGUGACAUAAAUAUACAUAGCAAACUUUAUCACAUUUCGUAAGAAGAUAUAUCUUGAUAGCUCACAGGUGUUCGAUAAUUCCUAAUUGAUUCGUGCGAUUAGUGUAAAAAAUUAUAAUCGGUAAGUAAAUUAAAUCAUCAAUCAUCAAUCAUCAAUGCAAAUGCAAGGGACGACUCACCCUCAUAUCGAGUUUGUUUCAUUUCGUACGUACAUAUAAAUGCUGUUGUGACCGAAAAUAAAAUGGAGAUGCAAGCUCUGCAGUUAUCGUGAUCGCGAUAAAUUUCGAGAUAAUUUGAUCUCUAAUAAGAUAAAUUAAAAAGAAUACUAACUGCAACUAAGAAUAACGCACUAUAACUCUUCAUCACUUUUUUCAUCAAUGAACUUCUUUCUCGUCUAUCUCUCUUCUAUCUUGUUCAAUGUGAUCUUCAGAUGACCUGAUUAAAAAGUCUAGCAUCAGUAUCUCGUGCCUAUCGAUUAGACAAUGUUUCGCCAUCGAUACGAGAACUUCUCGAAUUCUCACCUGCGCGAUAAAACCGGGAAUCAGGCUUGAUAAAUCCAGUUUGAUAUAGUAGUGUAUGCCGCCCGUUUGAAACAGUUCUUCAUUAAGUCUGCCAGGUGAAUGUUGAAGAAGUAAAAUGACGUCCGCAAGAUAAUCGCUACCUGGCAGGAACGGGCAAAUGCUUCAUUUCGCUAGGUUGUCGAAGAACCAUCGAAACCUCAAUAUCUCGAAAUUCGCGAAGGACUGCUUAAUAUAGAAUACACGAAUUCGCGGAGUGAAGCAGAAUACAAAGGGAAAGAAAUCGUGACAUUAGCAGAAAAUAUAGUGAUUAUUUAUAUAUUAACAUCGCGCGUGACACGCAGUGAAUAUAUUAUCAUUUUAUUAUUAAUAUAUAAAUAUUUGACAAAACUCGCAAACGUAUAAAAUGCUGCCGCGUCCAAAGUUGGAGUCAAGCGGAACCACGCGCAAGGGUUUACGGUAUUCGCGGUAGUAAAGCAGAUGGUAUAAUCGAACAUUUACCACGUAAAGAGAUUACUGGAACGGAAUCGAGCGAUUUUGGGCUACCUCUCGGUAUAAAUCUCUCAGUCAAUAGCGUUCCCCGAGGACACUCGCAACAUGAACCGACUGGAAGUGUGCGGCCUCUUGCUCGCGCUGUGUUGCGUUCUGAUUACGGCGGAGAAACCGUGCGUGUGGUAUGGCGAAUGUGCACUGUCAGAUCGUUGGCUUCCGCUGCCUUGUGUGGUGGACAACAUCUUCGCUCAGUCGAUUAACGAUACGGAUGCUGAGGCUGCCUUGCUGAAGAGAUGUCCGCACUUCUUCAAGAAAAAUGAAUCGUCGAAAGUGUGCUGCGACGCUAAACAGAUCAUUACGAUGGACAAGAGCAUGAAUAUGGCCGAGGGUAUCUUCGGCAGAUGUCCGACCUGCAUGAAAAAUAUGUUUCGACUGAUCUGCGACAUGACCUGCAGCUCCAAGCACCGAGAAUUUUUAAAUGUGACCAAGAGCACCGAGAAGGAUGAUAUUAAAUCCGUCAACGAAGUUGAUGUUUACGUGGCAGAGGAAUAUGUCAAUGCGACGUACGAUUCCUGUAAAAGCGUUGUCAAUCCUACCAGCGGAAAUUUGGCGAUGGACUUGGCCUGCGGCACGCACGGGGCCAUCAGGUGCAACGCCAAAUUAUGGUACGAGUUCAUGGGCAGUGUCAGCGCGAACAUUUUGGCACCCUUCCAGAUAAAUUACAUUUACGACGCGGCAGACAAUUUCACGCUAUGGAAUGAGCAAGAAGCCAAAAAAUGCGACGAGCCUUACGAUGAAUCGUCCAUGCCAUGCAGCUGCGUCGACUGUCCCACGUGUCCCGUUAUAAAAUUAAAGAUUAAUUCGGGCAACGGCUUUAUGAUCGGCAACUUUAAUGGCUACGGGGUCAUGGCGGCUAUACUCAUCGUUGCCUUCUCGAUCGCAAUCCCAUUGCGAUCAUUCCUUAGUAUCCCGUGCAAGUCGCUCAUGAAAAGUCAUAAGAGACCUAGAAAAGAACUUUCAAAUAUCUCGGAGACGUUGUUCGAAGAGCCUAAAAAAGGCUGCGGCUGUCACAAAAUCCUCAAAAUGUCUUUCUUUGAAUGGGGAAAAGCAUUCGCCAAAUACCCUAACAUCACUUUGUUCGUGGCCUCAUACGUCGUUAUUAUUCUGAGCUAUGGAAUCAUGUACCUCUCGGUGACGGUGAAUCCCAUUGAAAUAUGGGCGGCGCCAAACAGUAGAUCCAGGAUAGAAAAGGAUUAUUACGACAACCGAUUCCAGCCGUUUUAUCGCACGGAGCAAAUUUACAUAAAAUCCGUUGGCCUCGAUAAGGUAAUGCAUAAUACUUCGGCCGGAAUCAUGGAAUUCGGGCCAGUGUUCAACAAGGAGUUCUUGCUGGCAGUAUACGAUCUGCAGCAACAGAUUCUUCAGUUAGGUCAAGCGACCGACGAAGGACUCGAAAAGAUCUGCUACGCUCCGGUGCAAAGUGAAUUCACUGGACCAGUUACCCUCGAUCUCUGCACGGUGCAGAGUGUAUGGGGGUAUUUCCAAAACAGCAUCGAGGAGAUGAACAAGACGAAAAUCGUAGAUGGAUACGAAAAUAAUUAUUUGGACCAUCUGUACACAUGCAUGCAAAAUCCAUUUAAUCCAAAAUGCAUGGCGCCGUACAAAGGGCCCAUUAUACCUGCCAUAGCAAUCGGCGGUUUUCUGAGGGAGGGUGAGCUUCAGUACGACUCCACGGAUUACAUCAAUGCGACGGGGUUAAUUUUAACUUUCCUGGUGAGAAAUUCGCUCAACGAGAAGGACCUCGCGCCAGUUUUCAAGUGGGAACAACGUUUUCUCGACUUCAUGGCAAAGUGGAACCAGCAGGGUCGACCGGAAUUUAUGGACGUCGCAUGGACGACGGAGAAAUCAAUAGAAAACGAGCUGGACCGGACCUCGAAAGCGGAAGUGUUAACGGUGACCAUCAGCUAUCUCCUCAUGUUCGUGUAUAUCGCUGUCGCCCUCGGCAAGAUCAGACUAUCCCCCGUCGACUGUUUUACCGAAAGCAAAAUCGUGUUGAGCGUCGGAGGGAUCAUCAUAGUCAUAGCAUCGGUUGCCUGCUCGCUUGGCGUUUUCGGCUAUAUUGGUAUACCAACCACUUUGCUCACGAUCGAGGUAAUUCCCUUUUUGGUGCUGGCUGUCGGAGUCGACAACAUUUUCAUCUUGGUGCAGAACCAUCAGAGAAACCCUCGACACGACGGCGAAUCAAUUCCUGAGCACAUUGGCAAAAUUAUGGCUGAGAUUGGACCCUCGAUGUUGCUCACCAGCAUGUCCGAGUGUUUCUGCUUCCUUAUCGGAGCGUUUUCCUCGAUGCCAGCUGUUAACACCUUCGCGAUGUACGCCUCGUUGUCGAUCUUAAUUAACUUUCUCCUUCAGAUAACGGCUUUCGUCGCUUUAUUGUCCCUCGACUCCAAGAGAGCUGAGACCAAUCGUUUGGACGUUUUAUGUUGCAUUACCGUCAACAAAAGCUCGAAAAUCGACGCAAAGCAACGCAAAGGUGUGAUCCACACCAUCUUCGAGCGUGCCUACACACCGGUCUUGAUGAAGAAGCCGGUCAGAAUUGCUGUUAUGGUGAUUUUCAUCGCUAUUCUCGUCACUCACGUCAUAGUCGUACCACAAAUCGAGAUUGGAUUAGAUCAGAAGCUCUCGAUGCCUGAGGACUCUUACGUUCUGAAGUACUUCAAGUAUAUGGAAGAUCUUUUGUCGAUGGGCCCACCCGUGUACUUCGUAUUGACAGAGGGUCUAAAUUAUAGCAAGAGGGAAGUUCAGAACGUCAUAUGCGGCGGUCAAGGGUGCAAUGCGGAUUCCUUGUACACACAAAUUUAUUCCGCUGCCAAACAGUCCUCCGUGUCGUAUUUGUCUAAAGCAGCCUCCUCGUGGAUAGAUGAUUAUCUCGAUUGGUCAAGCAUCACAGAUUGCUGCAAAUAUUUUAGCAACAACCAGUCGUUUUGCCCGCAUACUAAUCCAACGUGCAGAGAAUGUAACAUUGCCAUUGAGAAGAAUCGUCCGAUUGAGAAAGAAUUUAGGAAGUACAUUCCUUAUUUUGUGAUGGACGUUCCAGACGAGAGAUGCGCUAAAGCUGGCAGAGCCACUUAUCACGACGCGCUAAAUUAUUAUUACGAUGAAUUUGGUCUGACCGAUGUGGGUGAUACGUAUUUCAUGGGUUACCACACACCCUUAAAAAAAUCAUCAGAUUGGUACGAAGCGCUGCGAGCUGCUAGAGUGUUAUCGGAUAAGAUCACGCAAAUGAUUAAGGCAAAGGUGCCCCAUUCGAAAGUCAAGGUAUUUCCAUACAGUGUAUUCUACGUGUUCUACGAACAAUAUCUGAGCAUUUGGCAAGAAACCUUGUCAUCGAUAAGCCUCUCUCUCGUUGUGAUUUUCGUGGUGACGCUGCUUGUCACAGGAUUUUCGUUGUUCUCCGCAGGGGUAGUGAUUCUUAACGUACUGAUGAUAAUAGUGAAUUUAGGAGGCCUUAUGUACUGGUGGAACAUCAGCUUAAAUGCGGUUUCCCUCGUAAAUUUAGUUAUGGCGGCUGGCAUUUCUGUAGAAUUUUGCAGCCACAUAGUGCACUCCUACAUCACUUCCACAGCAAUGACGAGACUCGACAAGGCAUCGGAGACAGUUUCUGUCAUGGGAAGUUCUGUAUUCUCCGGGAUUACUUUGACGAAAAUCGUGGGAAUUGUGGUGCUGGCGUUCGCAAAAUCGCAGAUCUUCCGAAUAUUUUAUUUUAGAAUGUAUUUAGGAAUUGUUCUGUUUGGUGCUGCGCACGGCUUGAUAUUUCUACCGGUAUUACUAAGUUUUAUAGGCCCGUAAAAAAGAAAAGUACAAAAAACCAUAGCAAUGGAAAACCCACCGACAUACCACAUAACGCAUAACCUCGUUUAAAGAUCAUCGACUAAUUAUUUCUGUGUAAAUUAUUUUGUUAAUAUAGGCUAAAUCGAAUCUUUGGUAUUUUGCUACGUAUAUAUACAUUAUCUUUUUGAUAAAUUAUAUUGUUGAACUGGAUAUACGAUUCUGCGUGUAUUACUAUAUUAAUGCAUAGUUGUAAUUAAUGUCGAAUUGAAGUGUGAUCUUUCAUUAAACGUAUCUUCAUUCAUAAA